Soboliphyme baturini is the source of this 366-nucleotide messenger RNA. NCBI's taxonomy places the organism in Eukaryota, Metazoa, Nematoda, Enoplea, Dioctophymatida, Soboliphymatidae. The record is from the annotation of a GenBank genome assembly.
AUGCUAUGCCACGUCGAGCGGGCGCGCCGUCCUCCAGCGUAUUCAUCAAUCGCCGAAUACUUUAGGAGAAUCGAAGGCACAAUGUGCGAAAACGUCAUCAUCAUACCUCACAUGCAGAUAUUCCGUAAUGAACUUCGCUUUUACAAUCGCGCCAUUACGCUCAAAGAGGGAAAUCGAGCAGGUAAGCGUCGUAUCGACCUCGGAAUUGAACUCAUCUCACCAGUGGCGCAUUGGCGCGACGGCACCCGAUCCUCAAACGUUUCACCCGGUCGUUGUAAAUUAACUUUCGUCUGGCUCACAGAUGACAGCAAAACGAUAGGGCAAGAGAUGGUGGUUGAACACGUGCAGCUCUACACGUGCUUGUGA